Messenger RNA from Aphanomyces invadans, 1497 nucleotides. RefSeq lists its product as hypothetical. NCBI's taxonomy places the organism in Eukaryota, Oomycota, Saprolegniomycetes, Saprolegniales, Verrucalvaceae. The transcript is spliced from 9 exons. Gene Ontology annotation, molecular function: xenobiotic transmembrane transporter activity; antiporter activity. The coding region runs from base 1 to 1497 and encodes 498 amino acids. Gene Ontology annotation, biological process: xenobiotic detoxification by transmembrane export across the plasma membrane. Gene Ontology annotation, cellular component: membrane. The record is from RefSeq and is a predicted model, not a curated record.
AUGACCAGCCGAUCGCGGUCGAACUCCACCGACGCGUCGACGCUGCUCGUGCUAACGCCGUCGUCGCUCAAGCACCAACACGACUUGGAGAAGAUCCACUUGAACGCAGAUGCAGCUCCCGACGCGCGCCAAGAAACGGUGGCGCUCCUCCAACUUGCAUUCCCCAUCAUUGCGACGUUGGCGCUUGAAUUCCUGCCUGGAGCGUUUUCCGUAGCGAUCGUUGGACACAUUGACUCGCCACUUUCCAAGGAGUAUGUCGAUGCGGCAACGUUGUCGACUAUGUUUCUCAACAUCACGGGGCUCUCGAUUGGGUUUGGGCUCUCGACAGCCAUGGAUACUCUGUGUUCGCAGACUGUUGGCGCGGGCAAACUCUACAACCUCGGCAUGUACUUUCAGAGCGGCUUGAUCGUGUUGGCGUCCAUGUACAUUCCGUCGGUGAUCCUGAACUAUCACGCCGAAUUCUUUCUCCUGGCACUGGGACAAGACCCGGUCGUGGCGGCGCUAGCCGGCACGUACUCUCGUGUGGCUGUGUGGUGUUUGCCGGGGGUGUUCCUUUACGAGCUAUUGAAAAAGAUUCUCCAAGCUCAAAACAUUGUCAACCCGAUGGCGUACAUCGCAGUCAUCAGCAACGUGGUCUACGGUGCUUUGGGCUAUUUCUUGUGCUACCACACUGAGCUUGGCUUCCUCGGCGCGGCGUACGCUCGCUCGAUCAGUAACACACUGCUCCCGAUCUUUGCCGUCGCCUAUCUCAAGUGGAACCCGGUCUACAAGCUUUGGUGGCCCGCGGACCACUCCGUGUCGUCUCAGUGGAAGGCGGCGCUGGCCCAUGUCCCCGAGUUCUUUGCGCUCGGAAUCCCCGGCAUGCUCAUGAUGUUGAUGGAAUGGUGGGCAUUUGAGGUGUGUGCGGUCUUGGCGGGCUGGAUGAACGACCCCGUUUUGUCCAUCAGUGUGCAUUCGGUCCUCAUGAGUUUGUCCGCGCAAGCGUACAGCUUAUUCCUCGGGCUCAGCAUCGCCACAACGGUGCGGCUCGGCAACGCGCUCGGUGCGAACGAGCCACGUCGAGCCCAUAUGAUAUCAAGAGUCGCGCUGGCUGUUGCUUUCGUCGCGGGGUUGCUUGUGUCUAUCGUGUUUAUGAUCACGCACGACUACUUGCCUGCCAUUUUCAUCAGCGACAGGGCCGCGAUCAAGGCUACCCAAAACGCCCUUGCCAUCUUUGUUGUGUUCGAACUCGUCGACUGCUUGAGCUGUGCGGCGCAAAGUUUGCUCAAAGGAAUGGGGAAGCAGUCCGUGGGCGCUUGGGUGAAUGCCGCAGCGUACUACUUGUUUGGGAUCCCGAUUGGAGCGCUCCUUGCGUUUCACUUUGGAUUUGGUGUCGUGGGCCUCUGGGUCGGGUUGGCGUUCGGUCUCUUUGGCGGGUUCUGCAUCUACCUGUGGUUCAUUUGCACCGUGAACUGGAAAGCAAUGGCGGACGAUGCCGCCGUUCGCACGUCCACAUAA